AUGUCGCCCUCCAACGGCGGUGCCACCGCAUCAACCUCCCAGAGCCAGCUCAAUACCACCUUCUACAAUGAUUCGAGCGAUAACCUGUCCGUUGCCUCUCAAUUGUCCCCCAGUUUCCGCGCGCCCACAAACCGAAUCGCACCGCAGUCUUCGGGCAGCCAGGAUUCGCCUGAUGCCGCGUACUUCGGUGACGAACGACGGCCUUCGCUGGCUAGCAUAACGACUUUGAGCAGUCAGGGUUCCAAAACCAGCAUUCGAAGAGGUGGAUUGCAGAAGUUACAGGGUUUCUUUGGGGAGGAGUUUCCAGGUCGCGACGGUUCGGAAAGCAGUUUGCAUUCAAGUUCCGGAAAGGACCGCACGCGCUCUUACAGUCACAGCCGUCCGACAAGAGAUCGCAAUUACUCCAACGCCACCGACCACCCACGAGAUCGAGAAGCCUCCCCUUCCUCAUCGAGGCCCAGGACACCAGUGCCGGCUCCCGAGGUUGUGCCAUUUCUUUAUCAAGAAGCCGAUGAUAUUGCCAGGUACGGCGAGGCCCCAGUUAGAGACAUUUUGAGCGGCCCCGACCGCGAACGUUACAUGAACAACGAAAAUCCCAACAACCCGCAAAACCCACCAAAGACCUCCUCAUCAAGUCGCUCCGGUCAUUCAAUCGUGCAUCUGCCCGGCCACCAUCAUCGCCACAACAGAAGUAUCGAUGAUGGCAGGGCGCUUCGGCCAACUGUAAGCAGGGAAGAUUCUCAAGCGAGCUUGCAGGUGCAGAACUCCCGCGAACGGAACGGUUCGGCUGCCACCGUCAUGUACAACUCCAACCGAUCCCGUGCCCAAAGCCCGACACCGAGCGGCGGCUACUUCAGUUCCAGACACAACCCUUCCGUUGACGGCUCAACGUCGCCUAGUAGCCAGCAACAGCCACAUCCGAAGAGAAAUAUUUUACAGCGAUUGCGGAGGAAUAAGGACAAGGACGAUGCAACAUCUAGACUGCGCGAUUUGCCCGGGUCGACUAGGUCGUUGGCCGCGAAGCCAUCGCGACCCGAAUUUCCCCGGCCAGAACUGUCGCCGUCCACCUUCCCCCUCAAUUACGCCGGCACUGAGCCUGGCCCAGAUCAGGACCCUCGAUUGGCGGCCUAUAACCAGCGAAACCAGACUUUUAACAACAGAUUUCCCUUCUCCAAGAGCAAAGGUCGUCAACAACGGCCGACGGACAUGCAAGAUGAGCAGAUUGGCCCCACGGACAGGCAGGCAGGCGGUCUGGGGACCGUCUUCCAUUUGGAUACUAACCUGAGUGACAUGGAAGGCAUUCUUACGAAGCCCCCGCCUCUCACACCCAUGGAUCAUAACUUCAUUACUCACAUCAUCGAUCCCGACAAAGUCGAACCUCCUCCGGUACCCACGAAGCCCGACGCUUUGCCAGGGCCCAAUGGCUCCUGGAACGCCCCAGACAGCUGGGCUGUUCGUCGUAAUACUGAAGAUACCACCUAUCAAGCACCAGAUAUCGACGACAUUGGCAGUCCACCUCGCCCAGAGGAGAAGAUGACACCGUACUGCAUCCGUAUCUUCAGAUCCGACGGUACCUUUGCGACUUUGUCAAUGGCUCUAGACGCCAGCGUCACCGAUGUGAUCUCGCAACUUAUUAAGAAGACGUAUGCAACGGAUGGAUUGGAGAAUUAUCAUAUCAUCUUGAAGAAGCAUGAUUUGGUUCGUGUCCUGGGGGCUCCCGAACGACCACUUUUAAUGCAGAAGAGAUUACUACAGCAAAUCGGAUAUGAGGAGCGGGACAGAAUUGAGGAUGUUGGUCGUGAAGACAACAGCUACCUUUGCCGCUUCAUGUUCCUGUCAUCACGAGAAAGCGACUUCCAUUCCGUUACGAACGAUCUCGGUCUUGGACGCAUACAAAAGUUUAAUCAUGUCGAUUUGUCCGGUCGCAACCUCAUCACCAUCCCAAUCUCUCUCUACUCCAAGGCUUCGGAAAUCAUUUCACUGAACCUUUCUCGCAACCUGUCUCUUGAUCUUCCCCGCGAUUUUAUUCAGUCCUGCCAGAACUUGAGAGACAUCAAAUUCAACAAUAACGAAGCCCGGAGGUUACCCCCUAGUCUUGGAAAGGCCGCCAAGCUCACCUAUCUCGACGUUUCGAACAACCGACUCGAGCAGCUGGACCACGCAGAGCUGCACGGGCUGCAGGGAAUACUCAAGCUGAACAUGGCCAACAAUCGCCUCAAGGCACUCCCCCAGUACUUUGGCGCCUACAGGGCGCUGCGAAACCUCAACAUCUCAUCUAACUUCCUGGACAAGUUCCCGCUCUUUCUCUGCGACGUCGAGAGUAUGGUGGAGCUAGACCUUAGUUUCAACUCAAUCAGCAGCCUGCCCGACGAGAUUGGCAAGCUUCGAAAUUUGGAGAAAUUCGUCAUCACCAACAAUAGGCUGUAUAACUCUCUGCCAGACGCUUUCCGCCAACUAUCUGGUCUGCGAGAAUUGGAUAUCAAGUACAAUGCUAUCACCAGCAUCGACAUCAUUUCCGAACUGCCCAAACUUGAGAUACUUUCCGCAGAUCAUAACAGCAUAUCACAGUUCAUCGGUUCUUUUGAGAGAAUCAGAAGCCUGAAACUCAAUUCAAACCCCAUCACCAAGUUUGAAAUAAUCGAACCGGUACUGACAUUGAAGAUGCUCAAUCUCUCUCACUGCCAACUCGCAAGCAUCGAUGAAACUUUCAAUAUGAUGCUUAACUUGGAGCGGCUCGUGCUCGACAAGAAUUACUUCGUCUCCUUGCCUGCACAUAUUGGGAACCUCAGCAGACUCGAGCAUUUCAGCAUAGCCAACAACAACGUUGCGGAGUUGCCUACCUCUAUCGGAUGUCUUACCGAACUCCGCGUCUUGGAUGUACGAAGAAACAACAUUCGAAAGUUACCCAUGGAAUUGUGGUGGGCGAACAAGCUCGAGACCUUGAACGCGUCUUCCAACAUUUUGGAAAACUUCCCUAAGCCAGCCUCCAGACAACCCCGGCCAGCGGGUGAAGAGACUCAGACACCAGCGGCUGUUAGCAAGCCCAAUCCUAUGAACAGUCUCCCUCAGAUCCCUGUGGAUGAUUCUCCAGACUCCAGGAGACCUAGCCAGAACUCGUCCACCACCUUGCUGAGCGUUGGCCCAUCACCAGUACCAGGCAGUGCCGAUAGGAAGAGCUCGGUCGUAUCAGUGUACGGUAAAGGUGGUAGGAAGACUUCCGUGAUGUCCAGAUCAACCUCGGCAGGUAAUAUUGCGGCUACGACGCCGCCAGCCGUAAGGAAAGAUUCUAGUUUGUCGUCAAGACUCUACACGACUUUUGCAGGUUCUUUGCGGAACCUUUACUUGGCCGAAAACAAGCUCGAUGACGAGGUCUUUGACCAAAUCACCAUGCUCAACGAACUUCGUGUACUUAAUCUUUCGUGGAACUAUAUUAACGAUAUGCCACAAAGAUCGAUCAAAAGCUGGCCGCAGAUGGUGGAGCUGUACCUGUCUGGUAACGAGCUGACGACGUUACCGGCUGAUGACCUCGAGGAUGCCAGUCUUCUGCAGGUGUUGCACAUCAACGGGAACAAGUUUACGAACCUGCCGGCCGAUAUAUCCAGGGCCAAGAAGCUUGCGGUAUUGGACUGCGGCAGCAACUCCCUCAAGUAUAACAUUUCCAACGUUCCGUACGACUGGAACUGGAACUUGAACCCCAACCUGAGAUACCUCAACCUGUCAGGCAACAAACGUCUAGAGAUCAAGCAAACCGUUGUAGGCCCUACCGCGGCUAACCGAGAGCAGCUCGCCGACUUUAGCAGACUUCUGAACCUCAGGGUUCUGGGUCUCAUGGAUGUCACUCUCACACAGCCUACCAUUCCCGACCAGAGUGAGGAUCGCCGUGUGCGAACGUCCGGUUCGCUUGCCGGUCACCUACCAUACGGCAUGGCCGACACCCUGGGCAGGAACGAGCACCUCUCAACCAUUGAUCUCGUGGUUCCUCGUUUCAACUCUUCGGAGACCGAGACAUUGUUGGGCUUGUUUGACGGUCAGGCGCUCUCAAGUGGAGGGUCUAAAAUUGCCAAGUACUUGCAUGAGAACUUUGGUCACAUUUUUAGCAUGGAGCUGAAGGGCCUCAAGACGCGUCUUAACGAAACACCCGUCGAUGCUCUCAGACGAGCCUUCUUGUCACUGAACAAGGACCUGGUCACCAUUGCAAUACAGCACACCGAGGAGCGUUCUCAAAAGACGCAUAGGGGCUCUGCGCAACCCGUUGUACUCAGCAAAGAAGAUCUCAACUCUGGCGGUGUUGCCACUGUUGUGUACCUGCAGAACACUGAGCUUUAUGUCGCCAAUGUUGGUGACGCACAGGCCAUGCUUAUCCAAACGGACGGCUCCCACAAGAUUCUCACCAAGAAACAUGAUCCUGCGGAGCCGACUGAGCGCCAACGCAUCCGUGAAGCCGGUGGGUGGGUGUCCCGUAACGGUAGACUCAAUGACCUUCUGGAGGUAUCUCGAGCUUUCGGCUACGUGGACCUCAUGCCGGCAGUCCAGGCCGCACCGUACGUCAGCAACAUUACCAUCCGAGAGCAAGACGACAUCAUCUUGAUCGCCACCCGGGAAUUUUGGGAGUACUUGGAUCCCGCUUUGGUCGUCGACUUCGCUAGGCAGGAGCGAGGGGAUCUGAUGCGGGCAUCGCAGAAGCUUCGUGAUCUGGCCAUUGCCUACGGCGCCACGAACAAGAUCAUGGUAAUGAUGAUGAGUGUUGCAGAUCUCAAGAGAAGAGUGGAACGAUCGAGACUUCAUCGUGGACAGAGCAUGUCGUUGUACCCGUCGGGUGUUCCCAACGAUCUUCAACAGCUUCCGCGCAGAGGCAAGAGAAACAAGGGUGACGUGCUUGACUCAACCCUACAACGACUUGAAGCUGAGAUCCCAGCACCAACUGGCAACGUGUCUAUUGCAUUCACCGAUAUCAAGAACUCAACCACGCUGUGGGAGAUGUAUCCAGCCGCAAUGAGAUCCGCCAUCAAACUGCAUAACGAGGUCAUGCGUAGACAACUACGGAGAAUCGGCGGAUAUGAGGUCAAGACUGAAGGAGAUGCAUUUAUGGUGUCGUUCCCUACGGCCACUUCAGCACUUCUUUGGUGUUUCGCCGUUCAAAUGUCGCUAUUGGACGUCAACUGGCCUUCCGAAGUCCUCAACUCUGUUUCUUGUCAACCGUUAUAUGACAAGGACAACGCCUUGAUCUUCAAGGGUCUUUCCGUUCGCAUGGGCAUCCACUAUGGCGAAGCCGUCAGCGAGAUGGACCCGGUCACUAGGCGUAUGGACUACUUCGGACCCAUGGUUAACAAGGCAUCCCGUAUAUCCUCGGUAGCAGACGGUGGCCAGAUCACCGUCUCUUCUGACUUCAUCUCGGAGAUACAGCGUUGUCUGGAGAACUACCAGGAUACGGAUAGGAACAAUUCAGCUGGCUCGGAGGACACGUUCGAUGAUGACCAGGGCUUUGCCGCAACAAUCCGCAAGGAUUUGCGGUCUCUGAGCUCUCAGGGUUUCGAGGUUAAGGAGAUGGGCGAGAAGAAGUUGAAGGGUCUUGAAAAUCCCGAAGUGGUAUACUCGCUCUACCCACACGCACUUGCGGGCCGUAUCGAGCAUCACCAGCAACACGAGACACGCACUGAGGUUGACAAGCCCGCAAUCUUGCAAGCAGGCAGUGAGCUGGCAUUCGACACGGAGUCGAUCUGGGCUCUUUGGCGCGUCAGCUUAAGAUUAGAGAUGUUGUGCAGCUCUCUGGAAAAUGUGUCCGGGCGUGGCUUACAACCACCAGAGACGGAGUUGUUGGAAAGGAUGAAGCACCGUGGUGGUGAAGUGACGGAGAGAUUCUUGCUCAACUUUAUGGAACAUCAAGUGAGCAGGAUAGAGACUUGCGUCACGUCGUUGUCGCUUCGUCAUAUAAUGAUGGGCAAUGCCCCCCUCGAACAGUUGGAGGACUUGCGGUCUCCUAUGAAUGAUAUUCUCGACCAAGUCGCCAAACAGAUGGCUGAGCUAGCAAGAUACAAGGCCUUGUACGGUGAACUGAGCGACACAGACCACGGAAGUGACACGGAACAGGAGUAG
Molecule: messenger RNA, 6093 nt
Organism: Colletotrichum truncatum
Lineage: Eukaryota; Fungi; Ascomycota; Sordariomycetes; Glomerellales; Glomerellaceae
Product: adenylate cyclase (protein phosphatase 2C)
Biological process (GO): cAMP biosynthetic process; intracellular signal transduction
Molecular function (GO): adenylate cyclase activity; magnesium ion binding; protein binding
Source: RefSeq, a predicted model, not a curated record